Molecule: messenger RNA, 2784 nt
Organism: Penicillium brevicompactum
Lineage: Eukaryota; Fungi; Ascomycota; Eurotiomycetes; Eurotiales; Aspergillaceae
Product: putative mucin family signaling protein Msb2
Exons: 1
Coding region: 1-2784 (927 amino acids)
Biological process (GO): osmosensory signaling pathway via Sho1 osmosensor; hyperosmotic response; fungal-type cell wall organization
Cellular component (GO): plasma membrane; extracellular region; cell surface
Molecular function (GO): osmosensor activity
Source: RefSeq, a predicted model, not a curated record
AUGCGUUACGACGCCAUCUCCGUUCUCGCGGCCUUCAUCGCCAUUGCCGGUCUGGACAUCGUCACUGCCCAGGAUGCCGACACCCCCGUGGACCGACCGCGCUUCUACUUCCCCAAGGAAAUCAAGCGGACCAUUCGCAACAGUGCCCGGAGCGCUGAUAACAGCCCUGGUUCGUUCUUGAACAGCAUCUUCGACGACAUUGUCCCCACCCAGAGCUCCGUCGCGCCAGAGGUUACGCCCACACCCGAGCCCUCCUCCGCCGCCGCCGCCCAGGAACCGCAGGGACACGAAGUUGUGGUGGUGACCAUCUCUGUCGACCCCAAGAACCCAGAGAUCACCCACCGCAUCACUGGGACCACUACCGUUGGUGGAGAGCCGACUACGACCCUCACAACGACCACCCAACAGACCGAAGCUGCCAGUACUGAUAACACCAGCAAGCAGGCAGCGGCCGUCGAUUCAUCCAAGGCCUCGAGCGCACCUGCUUCAACCUCUAGCGACAAUCUGCUCGGUGAUCUCGGUUCAGGCCUCGGCAACCUUCUUGGUGGAGACUCUACAACCUCGACCUCGACCUCGACUCCGGUGGCCGCGGCCGCUGCUACUUCGACCGCAGCUCCCACCACUGAACAGGUCACAUCGACACCUGCCCAGGUUUCCUCCACCCCGGCGUCGACUUCCAGUUCUAGUGGUAACAUCAUCGGUGACCUGGGUAACGACGUUGGUGACCUCCUCGGUGUAGGAGGCUCCACAACUUCCACCGCGGCCUCUGCGGCCUCUGCAGCAGCCGCCUCAAGCGCGCCUGCUUCUGCUACCACAUCUACUGCAGCAGCUGCCACCACCACGACCAGUGGUAACAUUUUUGGUGAUAUCAAUUCCGGCCUGAGUGGACUGCUGGGUGGGGACUCCACAACUUCCACUGCAGCUUCUGCGGCCUCUUCCGCUACCGCUGCGGCUGCCUCUACCGAUGCCUCGACCACCCCCGCUUCGUCUGCCACUCCCUCUUCUAGCGGCAACAUCCUCAGUGACCUGGGCUCGGAUGUGGGUGAUCUUCUUGGCGUGAACUCGAAGACUUCGUCUACUGCCUCGACCGCGGGCUCUUCUGACUCCGCAGCCAAGGCAUCGACUACCCCGGCUUCCACCCCGCUCACCUCCAGCAGCAGCAGCGACAACAUCUUUGGUGAUAUCGGUUCAGGUCUUGGAGGCCUCCUGGGCGGCUCAACCACCAGCUCUUCUGCCACUCCUACUGGUUCCAGCGUUCAGAGCCCAGAGUCCAGCAAGGCUAGCUCCACCAGCUCUGGAUCCGAUCUUCUGGACCUCCUGGGUCUGGGCGGCGACAAGAACAGCACCAGUGCUACUCCUUCUGGUACUGCUGGUCAGUCCACUAUCCCAGUCAGCGUUCCCGCUUCUGCCACUACCUCAGCCACACCCACACCCACUGGUGACCUCCUCGGCGGCAUUGGAUCUGGCUUGGAAUCACUCCUCGGUCUCAACACGACUGCCACUGGAAGCACCGGCCUCAUCCCGACUGCUCCCAAGUCAACUGGUCUCAUUCCUACUUUCCCGACUAUCGGAUUUGGAGGCAGCAGCACCGCUUUGAUCCCAACUCCCACCAACCCCAUCGGAACCAUCCCCACGCCCCACGCAUCUGGCUCUGAAACUUCUGCUACUUCCGGUGCUGGAUCUGGAUCUGGAUCUGCCUCGGUCCCUGUUCUAGGAACAACUGCCUCCGCUCCCGGAUCUGGUGCCCACGAAACCCCCAAGGUUCCCACGCCCACUUCCCACGUUGCUUCCAUUCCUCUCUCGACCAGCGAACCCACCACAACCAAGACUCAGACCCCCGUGGAGCCCCAGACCACCGAGACUGAGACUCCCACUCCUUCCACCACCAAUGACAACGAUUGGAUUCCCUCGACCAUCCUGAUCGUGCCAACCAUUGCCACCACUCAGAGCACCACCUCUGGUGAGACCGCUAAGCCCACGGCAACCUCGCUCCCUGGCUCCAUCACCCCUUCGAACGAAGUAACCGAGGCUCCAUCUGACUCUAUCCUGCUCCAGCUUGGUUUCAACGGCCAGCUGCCAUGGUCAUUUGUCGCCACCACGGCCUUGUCCUCGUCGCAGAUCUUCAACUACACUCCUCAGGCCAUUGAGAACGCUCUGCCCACUCUCUCGGCCAAGGAUGCCCCUGUCAUGUUCGCCAUUGAGCCCUACUACAACUGGCAGGCCACUGGUUACAACGCGACUCUUGCCAUCUUCUACUUCCCUCGCGACAAGGUCGAAGCUCUGAGAGCUCUCAAGUCCAACCCCAACUCAGCUCUCUACAACCAGGCUAGCGAAUCCAUCCAGUCCCUGAUGAACAUGGUUGACUCGACGAUUCCCCUCGAGUUCUCGGGCAACUACCCCAGCAGCAACGGUGACUCCACUGGCAGCGACGGCAGUGACGGUGGCGAGGACGGCAACAACGAUGGUGGUAACAACACCAACAGUGAUGGCUCCGCCAGCAGCUCCAAGACCAAGGCCAGCUCUGUUGGCAUCGGAGUCGGUGUCGUCGCUGGUGCCGCCGCCUACGGUGCCGGUAUGUUCUGGGUUGCCCGCCGCUACCGCAAGAGAAAGCAGUUGCACCAGCGCUCCAGCUCCACCGUGGAGCAGAUGAGCCAGGGUGGCUCCGCUGCCGGCUCUAUGUUCGCUGCCGGUGGCCGUGCCCCCAGCCAUGGUAGCCGUGGUACCGCCCGCUCCCAGAUGAUCAGUGCUCCCGUCAUGGCGGAGAACUCCCUGGGAUGGAACUAA